Neolamprologus brichardi is the source of this 1705-nucleotide messenger RNA. RefSeq names its product rho-related GTP-binding protein RhoN-like. Gene Ontology annotation, molecular function: GTP binding; GTPase activity. Lineage: Eukaryota; Metazoa; Chordata; Actinopteri; Cichliformes; Cichlidae. Gene Ontology annotation, biological process: small GTPase-mediated signal transduction. The record is from RefSeq and is a predicted model, not a curated record.
UGGAAGAAGCAGUGGAGCGCAGCAGCGCGCAGAGCAUGUAGCCGAAACUACACCAGACUGUGGAGUUGAAGUUUUCUUUUGUUUUCUUUUGUUUUUUUUCUUUAUCCGGAGUGUUUUAUUCCAUCUGUGGGGAAAAAAAAAUAAACAUUUAAAGCUGCUCUUCGACAUUAUUAUUUGCUUGGAGCUAAAUGACAAGGAGGUAGCGACACAGAAGCACUCAGUGAUUUAAACAGGGGAAACCAUGGAGAGCAAGGGAUUACUUCGCUGUAAGAUUGUGGUUGUCGGGGACAGCAAGUGUGGCAAGACGGCUCUCCUUCACGUUUUUGCUAAAGACUCGUACCCAGAGAAUUACGUUCCCACGGUGUUUGAGAAUUACACGGCUAGCUUCGAGAUUGAGAAGCAGAGGAUCGAGCUCAACAUGUGGGACACAUCAGGUUCAGCUUACUAUGACAAUGUGCGGCCAUUAGCUUAUCCUGACUCAGAUGCUGUGCUCAUCUGUUUUGACAUCAGUCGACCGGAGACGCUGGACAGCGUACUGAAAAAGUGGCAAGGUGAAACACAGGAGUUCUGCCCCAAUGCCAAAGUGGUGCUUGUCGGCUGCAAGUUGGACAUGAGGACGGACCUCAACGUCAUGAGAGAGCUUUCCAAACACAGACUCAUUCCUGUCACACAUGAGCAGGGAACCACUUUGGCGAGGCAGAUUGGCGCCGUGGCCUACGCAGAGUGCACCUCAAAGUAUUCGGAGAACAGCGUCCGCGAUGUAUUUCACGUCACCACCCUGGCAUCUGUGUCCAACAUUCAUCGGCCUCAGCUCAAACACGCCGGAUCACGCCACGGCCUCAAGCGGGUUUCCCAGCAGCCACCUCGGACUGAGAUUCACGAGCGUCCGCCUGCCAUUAGAAAGGACCGAGCCAAAAGCUGUGUGCUCAUGUAGGACCAGAACCUACCUGCUGCCUGAUCUGUGUGUGUGAGAGUGUGGGUGUGUGUGGGUGUGUGUGCUGACGGACCAUGCCACACAUGAACUUAACUUAUUGGUGAAUUGUUGUCAGAUUCUUUGCACUGCAUAAAGGACGAUGUGAUAAAAGCGAGAACGAAUGCUAUCCUGAGGAGGUCUUUGAAGGGUUGUUUGUCCAUUUUUAGCAAAACUCUGCUUCUUACUUUUCUUUGUGGCUGUGCGCUCAUCAGGGGAGGACAUCGUAGCGGCAAAAGCAAUUUUCUUUAACGCUUGUACCUGAACAAGUGGACAAAAAAAACAGAUAAAUUAAAAACAAGACAGAAAAUAGUGCAUAGGGAGAUGAAAAGGAAAAAAAAAUAUAUAUUCGAAAGAUCGUCUUGCAGGAAGCAGCGGUAACCGUGCUGGUGUUGACCUCUAUUAUUGUUGUUUCCUGUUUUGAAAUGCUCCUCUGUCUUCAAGUGUUUAAGCAAAUGAAGCACAAUACGAUGCACGCAAAGCGUUCUGAGAAGUCUGUAAAUGUCAGGGAAUGAACUCUGCUCUCCCCCGCUGCGCAUAACAAAUUAAAAAUGAAAAUCUGGACUCGUGGGCUGAGAUGACACUAAUUUUCUUAAACCACAAGUGCUUUUAAUAUUGAAAAAUGAAAUAAUCACUCACCACAUAAUAUUGUUGUGCUGUGUAAUUACUGUUGUUCAAAUAAUCGACACUGGAAAGGAACGUCACAGAGGGCGUUGAGAUGAAUAUUAUGUUGUA